Molecule: messenger RNA, 1852 nt
Organism: Austrofundulus limnaeus
Lineage: Eukaryota; Metazoa; Chordata; Actinopteri; Cyprinodontiformes; Rivulidae
Gene: apodb
Product: apolipoprotein Db
Exons: 4
Coding region: 96-644 (182 amino acids)
Biological process (GO): tissue regeneration; response to reactive oxygen species; lipid metabolic process
Cellular component (GO): cytoplasm
Molecular function (GO): lipid binding
Source: RefSeq, a predicted model, not a curated record
UUGAUUUUGUUGAAAUAGAAAAAAAACAGCAUUUAUUUCUGAUUUCAUGUACCAAUCACUCUAAUUGUCAUACUUUUCGGUAUCCUGAAGCAAAGAUGUUUGCUGUCUACCUCGUCCUGCUGCUGCUCCCUCACAUCUCAGCUCAGACUUUUCACUGGGGUCCCUGUCCAAAUCCACAGGUGCAGCCCAACUUCAACCUCCACCAGUACCUGGGAAGGUGGUAUGAGAUAGCCAAGCUGCCCUCCACCUACCAGAGAGGGAAGUGUAUUGAAAUAAACUACGCUCUGAGGAGAGACGGAACCRUCCGGGUGCUUUACUCUAGGCUCCGUAAAGACAAAUUGAAGGUAGCAGAAGGGACUGCUGUGAUUCCUGACACGAGAGAAUCAGCCAAACUUGGACUCAGCUACUCAUAUUUUACUCCCUACAGCUCACACUGGGUUCUGACCACCGACUACACCAGUCUGGCCGUUGUGUACUCCUGCACAGACGUCCUCCACCUGUUUCACGUCGACUAUGCCUGGAUUCUGUCACGGUCGCGCUUCCUGCCCCCAGAGACGGUUCUUUACGCCCAAGAGCUGCUGGUCAGAGAAGGAAUCGACAUUUUCAGGAUGAAGGCGACCGAUCAGAAUUGCAAAGACGUCUAAGAACCAAAAAGACUCUUGGUCCUGACGUCAUGUUUAUCUGCUGAGGAAUAGUUCAAUAAAUAUUCAUCACACUUUUGUUCAAAUUACUUAGGGGGAAAAAGAAUUAAAGUUUUUUUUUAUAUUUUGCACUAAUAUAACAAUUUGAGCAUUUAUUAAAGAUGUUACCUCUGAUUAGCAGAACAUUACCACUAAAUCAAAUUCUUAUUGCAACAUGAGACUUUUAGAAGAGGCCGAAAGGUAUAAUAGAUUGAAUAAGAGUUUAAUCAGCCAUAUUAAACAAUAGAAUUUAUGGUCAGAGAAUGAAAUGAAGUGUUUUAAAACAUGAGUAAAAAAAUGACCGCAAAAGUGUGAAAGUCCUGCAUGUUUUAACAUCAUUUAUUUGCUUUUUAUUUCAUUUAAACUUAUAAAAAACUAAGACCAAUUACUUUUAACUGAACCAUAAGGACAAAUAAAUCAAUCCAGCAUCCCUUGAAGGAAUGCUAAAUGUUCUCAAUAUCGGUAAAAACUCUCUGAAUUAGAGCCAUUUUCGUGCAUUUUCUUACGUCAGCUGACCGGUGGCCAUCUUGAAACUGAAAUUCAAAGAGGGUUUUUUUUCUUAUUCCAAAAUGUUUACGCUUUUGCAAAGCAUGUUUAAUGAGCUUAAAGGCAUAAAAGGAGCAACAAGUGAUAAAUAGUUCCAGGACAAUGCAAGACUUGAAUAAAGACGUUUUAUUUCCAGUGUUUGUUGGGAUGGGGGGCUGGUAUUGAAACUUGUUCUGCUGUAAACAGGUGAGAUUUUUACUCUUCAGUAAAACAUUUGCUUCAUUCACUUCUAAACGYUUGGUAUUUAUUGUUCUCCGUCCAUAUUGAACUGCCUGUUUAACUUUAUUUACUUGAAGAAAAAACAGGAGAAGUAAAGAAAUUAAUUUAAUCUAAAUACAAAACAAGAAGUUGCUAUGGGUUUGAGUAAAAACAGGACAUGAAUCAGGAAUGAUAGCGACUUUUUUGUUGGAACAAUCCUUCUGUUCUUGACAAAUGUCUAUUACAAACAGGUUUUUCUUAAAGAAAAUAAAAAAGGCACUUCUCUUUAUAGGAUAAAAACAAUGUGCACAUGUAAAAACAUCGCAUUUGCACUAUAACUUGACAAAGUUUGGAAAUAAAACCUACUGUACCAGGCAUUACAUACUAUAGAAUCAGCAUUUCAUUACUGUUUUUCUGUUUGUUUUUUC